Molecule: messenger RNA, 1535 nt
Organism: Cyprinus carpio (common carp)
Lineage: Eukaryota; Metazoa; Chordata; Actinopteri; Cypriniformes; Cyprinidae
Gene: cln5
Product: CLN5 lysosomal BMP synthase
Biological process (GO): lysosome organization
Cellular component (GO): lysosomal membrane; lysosome
Molecular function (GO): hydrolase activity, acting on glycosyl bonds
Source: RefSeq, a predicted model, not a curated record
UGACUGACCAGAUGAUUCGAUUUAGAGAGUCACGUGAUCAGCGUUCUCAAAAAUGAGGAUGUGAGAUAGAAACAGUAAUUUGGACAGCUGCGGGUCGGACAGUGUUUCUGCGAGCCUGUGCAGACAUGAACUGUUUGGUUUGCUUCACGCUCGCGGCGCUGCACUGUUGGAUUGUGGGAUCGGUCGUCUCCAGCGUCAGGGGGCAGCAGGUCUGGCCAGUGCCUUACAAGCGACUUGACAGGCGUCCAGAUGUUGAUCCCUACUGCCAGGCUUUAUACCCGUUCUGCCCGAGCGGGGACCCCGAUGGCCGGAUACCCGUGAUGAGCGACUCAGACAACAUCUCGGUGUUCAGACUGCAGACGCCGGUGUGGGAGUUCAGAUAUGGAGACAUGCUGGGGAAGUUUCAUAUCAUGCACGAUGCCAUCGGCUUUGGGAGCGCAAGAACGGGACGAAACUUCACCAUGGAGUGGUACGAGCUGUUUCAGCUGGGGAACUGCACUUUUCCGCACGAGAGAGCGGGCGUGAGCGCGCCCUUCUGGUGUAAUCAGGGCGCCGCCUGUUUCUAUGAGGGCAUCGAUGACCUUCACUGGAAACAGAACGGCACUCUGGAGAAGAUCGGAGAGAUUUCGGGCGAGAUGUUUAAUGAGAUGGCUCGCUGGGUUCAGGAGGACAAUGAAACCGGGGUUUAUUACGAGACUUGGACGGUGAAGUCAGAUCCCGGUCCAAACGCCACCACGUGGUUCGAUUCCUACGACUGUUCUCAGUUUGUGCACCGCACAUAUAAGACGUUACUGGACAUGGGUGCCGAGCUGUCCAGCCGAACGCCAACAUAUUACACCAAGAUCUAUCUGUACAGCGGAGAGCCGCUCUGUUUGGGAGACGACUCCAUCUUUCAGCAGUCUUCCAUGAAAGAUCUGGCCACAGACAUCAAGAAGUUCUACCACUCGUUCCGCUCUCACCAGUCCAUCGUAGAAAUGAUUGAGAGCUUGUUGGAGGCUUUUGAAAAGAUGGUCCUAGAGAAGACCUUCUAUUUCUACUACAACUCUGUAUAUUGGAAGCUGCCGAUGAAAUAUCCUUACAUUAAAAUAAUCUUUGAGGAGAUUCCUUUACCAUAACCACCAUAUUAUUUUUGUUUCUAAAUAAAAUGACAUUUUAAUUUUCUUAUGAUGUCAGAUUUAUCAGAUGGAAUGUUAAUAAUUUAUACUAAUCCAAAAAUCCUUUUUAAUGUUUUCUUGUUGUCGCUGUAUUGUGCAUUGAUGAAUAUUGUUGCCUGCGUGCAAAUGAUCUGUAAAACAGCCACACAGUUUUUCACUCAAUGUUUAAUCACCCUUAUUUCAAUAAAAGACAGUUAUAUUCAUGUUUUUACAACAACACGAAAAUGAAAUGUGAUGCUUUCAUAUUCGCAAUACAAGCAAUAUGCUCACUUGCUUCAGAAAAAAAUCAAAUACAUAAGCACUGGGUUUGACGCUGUUUGUACACUUUUCUCAUUUCCUUUCCUCUGGUUCACAUUGAGUUGUUGAUGUAAUGCGCUUCAG